UGUCUCUAUUUCUCUCUCUUCUGCCCCUAACUUUCUCUCUCUAUCUCUAUUUUGUGAUUUUCUCUCUCCUCUGUAAUAAUUUAUAAAUUCUCACAUCAUACUCUCCUUUCAUCUCUCUCUCUUUUUCCUUUUCUGCGUUUUCAUUCAUUCACUCAUCUAAUCAUCUUCUUCCAUCAAUUUCUCUAUUUCAAUCUUAUUUUCUCUAAUUUCUUUUCCAUUCUCACGCAAUUCUAGGGUUUCUUUUUUCCCCUCUUUUGAUCACACAAUCGCGCAACACCCUCCCAGGUGGCAUGUGUGGGGCUUUGAAUUUCGGUUUGAUUAGGGAAGUCCCUUUUCUGUGUUCCCCCCAUUUUCCACCCAUGGGUGUGACUCUCAGAUUGGGGUCACCGUUUUUCUUUUUCUUUUUUGUUUUUCUUUUUGGUUUCCGGGAGAUUGAGAUGGUGGUUUAGCAACUGGGUUGUAUUUCUUACAGGCUUUCAGGAAAUAGUUGUUUGUGUUCAUUUAUGCUUGGUGGGGUUGAUACUUGAGAGGGAUAGAGGCUGGGGUUUGGUUCUAUAUAUAGUAGUGUGUAGCAGUGGUUAGGAAGUUACAGAGGUUCUGUGAGGAUGACAGAUGUUCAGCCACUACAGCAGAAGCCUGAGUCUGCCGAUGCUCAUGCUGAGUUCGAGCGUGGACUGGAGGACUUUAUGCGUGGGCAGUUGGAUGAUUGUAUGUCAUUUGCCUCCUGUAGUUCCUCCCAGGCUCAGGGGGAUGAGGAAGAUGAGGGUGAUCAGCUAGCUCGGAGGAGGCGUAGGUCUGAUCUCGAAGGGGAUGAUUUGGCGGAGUCCUCGGCUGCACAGAGGCGCCACUCGCGAAUUUUGAGUAGGUGGGCUGCUCGGCAGGCGCAGGAGAUGAUAACUACUAUUGAGAGGAGGAAUCGUGAGUCUGAGUUGAUGGCGCUGGCUGGGUUGCACACGGUGUCUAUGUUGGACUCCUCUUUCUUGAGGGGAUCACAGUCCCCAACUUCUGGACAGGAGGGUGCCGUGGAGAGACCGAGCACUCAGGCAUCUGCUAUUCUGCAGAUGUGGCGCGAAUUGGAGGAUGAGCAUUUGUUGAACAGGGCUCGUGACAGGAUGAGGGAAAGGUUGAGGCAACAGAGGGGUUCUGAGUCUAAUACCAAUGGGUCCAGUACCAUGUCUGAUAGUCGAGGCAGUGAGAAUCAAGGCAGUUUGGGGGAUGCGAGUGAAAGCGAAAAUGAUUUUGGUACUUGGUCGCAUGAUCGGAUUGAAUCGCGGAAUGCACGUGGGGACCAUCUUGUGUCUAGCAGGGAGCAAUCUCCUGAUCUUGGCGAAGUCGAGAGGGAGAGAGUUAGACAGAUUGUUCGAGGAUGGAUGGAAAGCGGUAUUGGUGAUCAUUCAUCGAAUGUGAAUCAGAGAAACAAUAAUGGUAGAGCAGAAUGGCUUGGAGAAACAGAGCGUGAGAGGGUAAGAAUUGUCAGGGAAUGGGUGCAAAUGACUAGCCAACAGAGAGGCUCACGUGGGAGCCGGAGGGAUGCUCAAGUCGAUCGAGCACGCGAUGUGGUUGCUGAUCAUGAUGAAGGCCAGCCAGAGCAUGUUCGGCGGGACAUGUUGAGGCUGCGUGGAAGACAAGCUCUAGUUGAUUUGCUUGUGAGGAUAGAGAGGGAAAGGCAAAGAGAGCUGCAGGGAUUGUUGGAGCACCGAGCUGUAUCUGAUUUUGCUCACCGCAACCGCAUUCAGUCUUUGCUCAGAGGUAGAUUCCUCCGAAAUGAAAGAACUGUUGAAGAUGAGAGACCUCCGUCUACGGCUGCAAGUGAAUUAGUGCAGUUGAGACAACGACAUACAGUCUCUGGUAUAAGGGAGGGGUUUCGUUCAAGAUUAGAGAAUAUUGUUCGUAGUCAAGCAAGUACCAAUUCUGAUACUGCAUCAAAUAGUAACAUUAGUGAAAGUGAUGGGAGCCAAGGAAACAACCUGUUGGAUGCCCAACAAGAAAAUUACGAACAAGAGCAGAUUAGGAACUUGGAAUCUGAUGUCCGUCAGUUGCCUAGUCAAACAGGAACUGUGGAGGGUAGCACGAAUGAGAGUAUUAGUUGGCAAGGUGGUGGUAAUCAAGGAGGAACUCGGCAGGAACAGAUUACUGAAGAUGCGGAAGGAAACUGGCAGCAGAGAACCUAUGAUUGGCCACAAGAAACUCCCAGAAAUUUAGCUGGGGAAGACACACAUCCACAAGAAGCACAGAGAGUUUGGCAUGAGGAUAGUACAAGGGAAACUGUUGGUAAUUGGUCUGAAGGACCUUCUGUAGCUCCAAGGAAUCGCCGUGGUGUUCCUAUUAGAAGAUUCAAUAGAUUUCAUCCACCCGAUGAUGAUAAUGUGUACAGUAUGGAGCUUAGAGAGCUGCUAAGCAGGAGAAGUGUUUCUAAUCUUCUUCGCAGUGGCUUCCGUGAAAGUCUUGACCAAUUAAUUCAGUCAUAUGUGGAAAGGCAAGGUCGUGCACCAGUUGACUGGGAUUUGCAUAGGAACUUGCCCAUACCAACUCCUGCCUCAACCGAGCAGGACACUGAUCAGCAAGGGGAUGAACGCAAUGAGGGUCGGCAUGAAGGUAUCAACAGACCUACACUGGUGAUGCCAUCACCUCCAGUACCUCCACCACAACCACUGUGGCACCAGGAUCUGCAUCAAACUGGAUGGUCUCGCCAUAGCAUGCAUCGUUCUGAAAUCGAAUGGGAGAUAAUGAAUGAUCUAAGAUCAGAUAUGGCAAGACUUCAGCAAGGCAUGAAUCACAUGCAGAGGAUGUUGGAAGCGUGCAUGGAUAUGCAGCUCGAGCAUGGUUGCUGAGACAUCUGAUGAUGGGUCCAAGUGGGGGCAUGUGAAAAAGGGAACUUGCUGCGUUUGUUGCGAUAACCAUAUCGAUUCACUUCUGUAUAGAUGCGGGCACAUGUGCACUUGCUCAAAAUGUGCCAAUGAGUUAGUUCGCGGCGGAGGUAAGUGUCCUUUAUGCCGAGCACCGAUUGUUGAGGUGGUCCGAGCAUAUUCCAUACUGUAAAAAAAGGAAGUUAAAAGGGCAUUGGGAAAAAAGUUUAAAAAAGACAGAGAAAAAAAGAAAAGGCGUUGUAAAAACGAUCUGAGGGUGUUUUGAGUCUCAGUUCUUUCCCGGGGUUCUUAUUUAUAGUGUUGAGUAGGGUUGCCUUUGUUUUUCUGAUUAUAUGUGGAACUCCUUGAAUUGUAUAAUUGGAAUAGCAAAUGGCUCUGUUGAUUCAUCAUUCUUGCGUAAAUAAAAUAGUUAUUCUUUCUAAA
Arachis ipaensis is the source of this 3290-nucleotide messenger RNA. The record is from RefSeq and is a predicted model, not a curated record. NCBI's taxonomy places the organism in Eukaryota, Viridiplantae, Streptophyta, Magnoliopsida, Fabales, Fabaceae.